Molecule: messenger RNA, 165 nt
Organism: Miscanthus lutarioriparius
Lineage: Eukaryota; Viridiplantae; Streptophyta; Magnoliopsida; Poales; Poaceae
Source: the annotation of a GenBank genome assembly
AUGGAGCUGGUGACUGGAGCCAUGGGCAGCCUAAUCCCCAAGCUCAAGGACCUGCUCAAGGAGGAGUACAAGCUGCAGACAGGAGUCAAGGAUCAAGUCAGGUCUCUCGAGCUGGAGCUCGAGAGCGCCCACGCUGCGCUCCACAAGGUGGCCAAGGCAUUAUGA